This is a messenger RNA of Bipolaris oryzae ATCC 44560, 732 nucleotides long. RefSeq lists its product as uncharacterized. Gene Ontology annotation, biological process: protein import into mitochondrial matrix. NCBI's taxonomy places the organism in Eukaryota, Fungi, Ascomycota, Dothideomycetes, Pleosporales, Pleosporaceae. Bases 1 to 732 code for a protein of 243 amino acids. The record is from RefSeq and is a predicted model, not a curated record. The transcript is spliced from 2 exons. Gene Ontology annotation, cellular component: TIM23 mitochondrial import inner membrane translocase complex.
AUGGCCGCAGUAUACAGACCAGCCGAAGCAAUCGCUUUACUGCGACCUACUUUCCUCCUCCCACGCAUCAAGCCCGCGUCCAGUCCCCAGGCGCAACUCGGGCGCAAAGCCUUCUUUUCCUCCACAUCAAAUGCACAAGCAACACACACAUCGACGAGCAAUCCGUCGCCGCAGACCCAAAGAAAAUCCAUCUCACUGACCGGCGACACGGGCCAAGUGCGCUGGUCCGACCUCUCGCCAGGCGAAAAAAUAGUCCGAACAACCCAGCAAAGCGUCAACCUGGUCGUCGUUCUUGUGGGCAUCUUAGCAACAGGCGGCGUAGGCUACUUCCUCUUCUCCGACGUCCUAAGCCCCACCUCCAAAACCGCCUACUUCAACCGCGCAACAGACCUCAUCCGCGCCGACGCCCGCUGCCAGAAACUACUAGGUCCAGGCGCGGAAAUUGCGGCGUACGGCGAACCGUCGUGGUCACGGUGGGCGCGCAAUCGCCAGAUUAGCAGUACACAAGAGACGGACAAGUGGGGCACGGAGCACUUGCGGUUCAAGUUUUAUGUGGAGGGGCCGAGGGGCCAGGGCGUGGUGCAUGUGCAUUUGACCAAGAGGCCGAGUCAGGAUGAGUUUGAGUAUGAGACGUUGGCGGUGGAUGUGAAGGGGCAUCAGAGGAUUGAUUUGAUGGCGGAUAAGAAGAGGGAUAGGGUUGCGCCGAAGAUAUUUGGGGCGAGGUGGUGGUGA